Acaulospora morrowiae is the source of this 951-nucleotide messenger RNA. The record is from the annotation of a GenBank genome assembly. NCBI's taxonomy places the organism in Eukaryota, Fungi, Glomeromycota, Glomeromycetes, Diversisporales, Acaulosporaceae.
AUGGACGAACCUCAAGACUCAACGCAAUCUCUUCGUAAUGCACAAAAAUUAAAUACAAAUGAGGAAUACGGAGAGUCGAGCUCGGUGGAUUUUGGACGAAAAACACGUGUUCUGAAUGCACCUCAAACCACAAUAGAAGAAUCGAGAGAGUUUGUUGAAUCUACAAAUAGAUCAGGGGAUUUUUGUUGCGAAAGAGAAAUAGCUCAUGAAAAAACGAACGAUCUGGAGUCUAAACCGAUAGAAGCAGAUAUACAAGAUGAUAGAAUGUGUAGAAUAUGUUUUUCUGGACCCGAAGAGGAUGGCUUAGGACGCCUAAUUUCACCAUGUUUAUGCAAAGGAACUAUGAGGUAUGUCCAUGUGGAAUGCUUGAAUCAUUGGCGACUACGAAGUCAAAAGAAAACUAGUUUUUUUCAAUGCGAUGAAUGCAAAUAUAAAUACGCUUUUCGAAGGACAACGAUGGCUAAAUUUGCUACAAAUAAACUUGCUCUCACACUUGUUACUUUUACAUUGUUUGCCUUUUGUGUAUUUGUGGGUGGAUUCCUUGCAAAGUUCCUUCUCUAUAUUUACUUUUCUGAAGAUGAUUCGUAUGAUGACGAAGAAAGUGAUUCAUUGUUUGGAGAGCCUAUCACAAUCACAACAAUACUCACCAUUGAUUAUUUACAUAUAGCAUUAGGUUUUAUGUUUAUAGGAUUUGUUGGGUUUUUACAAUUGCUACUUUCAUUAAUGUGGUUUGGACCAAUUCCAUCAUGGAAUAGUUUUAGAUUCGGCCCAACUGGAAGUGGAAGAGGUGCUGGACGCGGCGCUGAUUGGUUCACUGCUAUUGUGCUCUCUAUUAUAAUUCUAGUUGGAGUGCUUAAGGCUAUAUGGGGGAUAUAUAAAUUGGUUAACAGUGCGAGUCGAAAAAUUUUGGAAAGAGUUGAGCUAACAAUUUUAGAGGUGAAUGAACGGUAA